CGUCGAACUGGCGGUGCCGGUUGCCUGGGCGACAGCUGGAGAAGUGGCGGCGGAGCGGGUUUGGCGCGGGCGGCCGCGGCCGUGCAGCAGAGAUUUUUGCUGCCUUGAGAAUUAACAGUAACCGUUCAAUAUGGGGGAUGUUCUGGCUCACGAAUCAGAAUUACUUGCACUAGUGAAAGAGUAUUUAGAUUUUGCUGAAUUUGAAGACACCUUGAAAACAUUUUCAAAAGAAUGCAAAAUAAAAGGAAAGCCAUUAUCUAAAACAGCAGGUGGCUCUUUAAGGGAUUCCAAAUCACUGGUCAUCCAGAAGGACCUCAUUGCUGCAUUUGACAGCGGAGACCAGAAGGUGUUCUUCGAUCUGUGGGAGGAGCACGUUCCCAGUUCCAUCCGUGAUGGUGACCCCCUUGCCCAGAAGUUGGAAUUCUAUCUUCACAUCCAUUUUGCCAUCUAUCUUCUGAAACACUCCGUGGGGAGACCUGACAAAGAGGACCUGGAUGAGAGGAUUUCUUAUUUCAAAACCUACCUGGAGACCAAAGGGGCGGCGUUGAGCCAGACCACAGAGUUUCUCCCUUUCUACGCUCUGCCUUUUGUUCCCAACCCCAUGGUACACCCCUCGUUUAAAGAGCUCUUCCAGGAUUCUUGGACUCCAGAAUUAAAGUUGAAGUUGGAAAAGUUUCUGGCUUUAAUUUUUAAAGCCAGUAACACGCCAAAGCUUUUAACAUUAUACAAGGAGAAUGGACAGAGUAACAAAGAAAUGUCGCAGCAGCUCCACCAGCAGCUGAUAGAAGCCGAGCGUAGGUCAAUGACGUACCUGAAGCGGUACAAUAAGAUCCAGGCAGACUACCACAAUCUCAUCGGGGUCACGGCAGAGCUGGUGGAUUCCCUGGAGGCCACGGUCAGUGGCAAGAUGAUCACGCCGGAGUACCUGCAGAGCGUAUGCGUCCGCCUCUUCAGUAACCAGAUGCGACAGAGCCUGGCCCACAGCGUGGACUUCACGCGGCCUGGGACGGCUUCAACCAUGUUAAGAGCCUCCUUGGCACCAGGUAGGAAGCUGAAGGAUGUCCCAUUGCUGCCCUCCUUGGAUUAUGAGAAACUGAAGAAGGAUUUGAUUUGGGGGAGUGACCGCUUGAAAGCCUUCUUGUUGCAGGCUCUGCGCUGGCGCUUGACCACAUCCCAUCCUGGAGAGCAGAGGGAGACCGUUCUGGAAGCCUACAUUGGCAACGACCUCCUGGACUGUCACAGCCACGGCCAGAGGAGUGUGCUUCAGCUGCUGCACUCCAAGAGCGAGGUGGUGCGACAGUACAUGGCCCGGCUCAUCAAUGCCUUCGCGUCCCUGGCGGAAGGUCGUCUCUACCUGGCCCAGACCACAAGGGUGCUGCGGAUGCUGGAGGAAAGGCUGAAGGAGGAAGACGAGGAUGUCGUCACCCGGGAGAACAUUCUCGGGGCCUUGCAGAAGUUCAGCCUCAGGCGCCCGCUGCAGACAGCGAUGAUUCGAGACGGCCUCAUCUUCUGGCUGAUUGAUAUUCUGAAGGACCCCGACUGCCUGUCUGACUAUACGCUGGAGUACUCGGUGGCUUUGCUCAUGAACCUCUGCCUCCGGAGCGCAGGGAAGAACAUGUGUGCCAAGGUGGCAGGCCUGGUGCUGAAAGUUCUUUCGGAUCUGCUCGGCCAUGAGAACCACGAGAUACAGCCGUAUGUGAACGGAGCUCUGUACAGCAUCCUUUCUAUUCCGUCCAUUCGUGAGGAAGCAAGGGCAAUGGGAAUGGAGUACGUCCUCCGCUGCUUCAUCAAAGAAGGCAAUGCUGAAAUGGUUCGCCAGAUCGAAUUCAUCAUCAAGCAGCUUAAUUCAGAGGAGCUACAGGAUGGUGUUCUUGAAUCUGAUGAUGAUGAAGAGGAAGAUGAUGAAGAGGACCAUGACACUAUGGAAGCCGAUCUGGACAAAGAUGAGCUGAUCCAGCCCCAGCUUGGAGAGCUCUCAGGCGAGAAGCUUCUGACCACGGAGUACUUGGGAAUCAUGACCAACACGGGGAAGAUGAGGCGGAAGGGCCUGGCCGGUGUGCAGCGCAGUGCCGACGAGCCCCUGUGCCGGCCCGUCACCCCUGGCGGCCACAGGACGGGGUACCCAGUGCCGGAAGACCAUCCCGUUCCUCCCCAGAUGGCCCAACGUGCGGGAAACGGCGGCCUCCCGUCCCUGACAAGCGCCCCCCGUCCAGUGCACCAGGGGGGUGAGGCUGGUGCUUCGGGGCCUUCACCCUCCACGGUGGACAUCAAACCGGGAGAAUGGUUGCCAGCGGGACAUCAGGGAGAGGUUCGUCUGCCCUCGGCGGGGGACCCCAGCCAGGCCCUAGACGGUGGAGACACCACCAGGGAAUUUACAUCGGCCUUCACCUGCAAGCCCCGGACCCCCCGGACCCCUGAGAUCCUGGACCUGAACCCACCCAAGGCCAAGGCAUCCACUCUGGCCCCUCAGUUCUCCUCGUGUGGCCCCCAGCAGGCCAGCCGCCCCAGCUCCAUGACCUCCUCCACGAGAGGGCCACAGAGUAAGUCAGACUGGAGGGAAGGGCACUGAGCUCCUCUGUGCCCAGCAGGCACAGGACCAGGACCCCAGGCAGUGGCUUCUUGUGCCCUAGGGACAGAUCCGUUCUUCACUAGCCUAUUUAUGAAAUUGCCAUUGGCCCUGGUGCCUCAUACACAAGCUGGUAAACUGCGACUGUCCAGGCAGUGCCUCUCGGAGUUAACAUCCCCCCCACCCCCACCCCCGUCUGUGGGACUUGUGUGAUCGGCCCUGAAAACCUGGACCUGCUUCCUAGCGGGAAGCAGGCAGCCUCAAAAUCCAACAGAAGCAGGUGCCUUGGCGGGAGGGCCACCAGAGGGACUGAGGGUGCGGUGGGCCCAAGGGGUCUCCUUCCUGCCCUGUUGCCCACCGUGAAGACCACUUCCUCUCUCCCCUCCCCUCCUAGCCUCAGCCGGUUGACCACACCAGAGCCUGGACCUUUCCAAAGAGUCUAAAGAUAAGGGAAGGUCGCCUGGCUGGAGUGUGUGACUCUCGAUCUCAGGGCUGUAGCUUUGAGCCCAUGUUGGUUGUAGAGGUCGCUUCGAAAUAAAAAAAAAAAUUUAAAAAAAAUGAUAAUAAUUUUUUAAGUACAUAAAUAAAUUAAAUAAAAAUAAAGGAAAACAAAAGAGAAGCCAGACAAAAGAAUGUCAAUCAGCAGAAGGUCUGUCACACUCAGGAUAUAUGCAUUUUGCAGCUGUGCUGUCCCCUGCUGCCCCAAUCGCUUCCUGCCAGAGCCCCGGGCGCCCCGGCCAACGGGGACCCGCUGGGCUGGCCGGGUGACUAAUGGGCCGUGGCUGGAAAGCAGGGCCGCCCUCCCUCUUCGCCAGCGCCCAUCUGCUGGGAAACACACGGUGAAGCCCCAGCCCCGUGUCCCCACCCGCGGUGCAGGCCAGGCUGUUUCCUCACACGGGCCCAAAGGAAGCCCCGGCAAAUACCAGGAACACUGGCCCGAGAGAAGCAGACAGACCCGUUUGACCCCUGCCGGGCUCCAGGCCACACCGGGCAGCACCGGGCCGGAGCCCCCACGGGUCAUAAUCGAGGCAGCAACGGCCAGUAGCAGACGGGCUCCACGGGGCCCUGCCUGCACGUAGAUUGCUCAGCUAGCAGCAGAUUUAUGUCCUGUGGCCUCGACAAACAGCAAAACUAUUGCCAGCAAAAUUCACUGGGAGCCCCACGCCAAGCAGCCUGCUUCCUGAGAGGAAAGAGCGUGGCCACGUGAGUCACGCCCCGGCCGCGGAGCAGGUGACCCGGGGGAAGGGAAGGUUUCAGUAUUCGGUUUGCACAGAGCCGGUUGAAAGGCGGCUUGUAUGGGACAGAGGGGACUCUGUGCAGUUACCGCCUUGGUGCUGGCAGCUUGCUCUCGCCUUUCUUCUCCAGGCGGCCAAUCUUACAGGAAGUGAGGAUGGUCUCUUCGCCGGUGUCACCGUCCCGUUGCCCGAGGACCAGCCAGCUUCCCUUCCUCGGCCGGCCAGCAGCUGCAGGUGACAGAUGUGGAGGAGACCGUUGUCUGCCAGCGGCCAGGCGAGGCUAGCUCUCCGGGCAGCCCAGGAGCAGGCCCCCCACAGCCCCCGGGACACCGGGUCCUGUCCCUGCCCGUCCCCGGCCGCCCCUCACACACAGGAACAGACCUGGGUAGACGGUGCGAGCUGCUCACGUCAGGAGCCUGUGGGGGGGAGCAGGGACUGGAGACUCGGCCCGAGACGGGGCCUUGGCCUCAGUGGAAACCGUCGCUCCUCUCGGUCCAGCCAGAAGGAGACUGAAGGGAUUUAGAAUAAGGGAGACGCAUCCUGAAACCAUAUUCCUGAGCAGCAGAUUUGAUAUUCUUCCUUUUUUAAAAUCUGGGAUGAAUAUGAUAUAUUCCCGUACGUAGCUUGGACUAUAUCGCUGUUUCCGAUCUUCUGCACGCGUGUUUUAAAGGCCUCGUAGGGUUGACGCCAUUUCCCCCUCCCCUGCCUCCUUUAAGACCGUAAACACAAGCAGCUCCCCUGGCAAAAUGAGCGGGGGAGGCUCGCCCCUUGCAGUGGGUGACGUCAGAGCUCACGCCUUAGGAUAAAGGAAAGAACUUUGCCCGCCGAGCCAGCGAGGUCCCCCAAACUAGUAGCAGAAUCUGACCUCUCCUCAAGUAUAAAUACUGAAAUAAACUGAAUAUUUAGAUGGUCCUUGCGUGUGGUAGGGCGUGUGUGUGCGUGUGCGUGCGUGUGUGUGAAGUUAUGUACUCUACCCUAAGCCCUCCAUCUGCCAUGGCGAUGCCCUUUAGAGAAGACAUCCCUGUGGUCCCGCUGGGUGUAAAUAGAGAAGAUUUCAUUUUUCGACGGCCUCCUAGCUCCUCAAGAGAGCGAGCAGAGGAGGGAAGCAGAAGAGUGGUAGAGCAGGCCA
Messenger RNA from Herpailurus yagouaroundi (jaguarundi), 4930 nucleotides. It is a transcript of the gene ARMC9, whose product is annotated as armadillo repeat containing 9. The coding region runs from base 131 to 2569 and encodes 812 amino acids. Gene Ontology annotation, biological process: cilium assembly. Gene Ontology annotation, cellular component: ciliary tip; ciliary basal body; centriole. The record is from RefSeq and is a predicted model, not a curated record. NCBI's taxonomy places the organism in Eukaryota, Metazoa, Chordata, Mammalia, Carnivora, Felidae. Gene Ontology annotation, molecular function: protein binding. The transcript has 24 exons.